Messenger RNA from Pararge aegeria (speckled wood butterfly), 6010 nucleotides. RefSeq names its product ATP-dependent RNA helicase DBP2-like. The record is from RefSeq and is a predicted model, not a curated record. The transcript has 8 exons. Gene Ontology annotation, molecular function: ATP binding; RNA binding; RNA helicase activity. NCBI's taxonomy places the organism in Eukaryota, Metazoa, Arthropoda, Insecta, Lepidoptera, Nymphalidae. The coding region runs from base 193 to 2688 and encodes 831 amino acids. Gene Ontology annotation, cellular component: ribonucleoprotein complex; cytoplasm; nucleus.
UCCAGUUCCGGCAGCCGUCAGCCUGGCCCUGAUAUUUUCAACGAGUUGUUCGUUCGCCGGGGUCUGUGAGGUCGUAUGUACCUUGUUAAUGAAGAUUAAAUUAUUUAAUUCAAAAUCUCUAUUAUAGAGAUACCCACUCGAGCGUUUACGACCACGUAGGUACUACCUACUAAGAAUCAACAAAGAACCAUAAUGCAGUUUAACAGCUUUCACAAUCAACAUCCUAUCUUCAGACCCCGACUAGAUCGUAAUGAAUACGGUAAGUUACCGUUUUUCAAUGGCAUGAAUGAUUUUGGUGGGCCCAAGAACUUUCAACCAAGAAAUGGCAUAGGUAACAAAAACUUCAGACCCAGAAGUGACUUUAAUGGGAUAAGAAAUGAUUUCAACAAUCCCAAGAAUGAUAACCAGAGUGAUUUUGGGGGGCCAAAAGAAUUUAGGCCUAGAAACAAUUUUAAUAACCAACUUCAGAAGACUAACGACGGAUAUGACGGAGAUAAAGCGUCAGGUGGAAACAUGCAGUUCUAUGGAAAAAGUGAUUUUGGAGGGCCUAAGCAACAAAAUUAUCAAAAAAGUUUUGGUCCUAAGAAUUUUAACAAUCAGAAUGGGCACAUGAACGGUCAGCAAAGUUUUGUUCCUAAAAAAAUAUACAACAAUAGUUCUGUACAGCCGUCUUUAGAUUUUAAUGAUCGUAAGUUACAAAGUCGAAAAGCCAAACAUCCAGGAGACAGUCUAAUUAAGCCACAGUGGGAUAUGGCAAAUCUCGGAGCCAUUCAGAAGAACUUUUAUAAGCCCCACGUCAAUGUAGAAGGACGUUCGGAAGAUGAUGUGCAAAGAUUCCUGGCGGCUAAGGAAAUAACUGUAAGUGGUAAUGACGUACCCCGCCCGAAUCAAGUGUUCGAUGAAGGUAACUUCCCAGAUCACGUUCUAAACACUAUCAAAGAACAAGGUUGGGAAGAGCCAACAGGCAUCCAAGCCCAAGGUUGGCCUAUCGCUCUAUCUGGUCGGGACAUGGUGGGUAUAGCGUCUACGGGAUCAGGAAAAACGCUAGCUUACAUGCUUCCGGCAGCUGUGCAUAUUGUUCAUCAGCCAAGGAUUCAGCGAGGCGACGGACCGAUUGCACUAAUUUUGGCCCCAACCAGAGAGCUUGCGCAACAAAUACAAUCUGUCGCUCAAGCCUACAGUGCGCAUGGUUGCAUCAGAAAUACCUGCUUGUUUGGUGGUUCACCUAAGGGGCCACAGGCUAGAGAUUUGGAGAGAGGCGUAGAGAUCGUCAUUGCGACGCCGGGACGUUUGAUUGAUUUCCUUGAAAGGGGAACUACAAAUUUACGCAGGUGCACCUACCUUGUUUUGGACGAAGCUGACAGGAUGUUGGAUAUGGGUUUCGAGCCUCAGAUCCGUAAAAUUAUCGAGCAAAUCCGCCCAGAUCGUCAAGUUUUGAUGUGGUCUGCCACUUGGCCGAAAGAGAUUCAGGCUCUGGCUGAAGAUUUCUUGAACGAUUACAUCAAAGUGAACAUCGGUUCAUUGAACCUCUCAGCUAAUAACAAUAUCAAACAGAUAAUAGAAGUGUGUGAAGAACACGAAAAAGAAGCUAAACUCUCAAACCUUUUGAAAGAGAUCUCAUCUGAAAAGGACAACAAAGUUAUUGUUUUCGUCGAGACAAAGAAGAAGGUAGAUGACAUUGCACGUUCAGUGCGGCGUAACGGAUAUAAAGCUCUCGCUAUCCACGGUGACAAGUCUCAGCCGGAACGUGACGCGGUCCUUACGGAGUUUCGUAAUGGAGCCACUACUAUUUUGAUCGCUACAGAUGUCGCUGCGCGUGGUUUAGAUGUCGAAGACGUUAAAUUUGUUGUCAAUUUCGAUUAUCCCAAUUCAUCUGAAGAUUAUAUACAUAGAAUUGGUCGUACGGGUCGCUGCCAACAAUCUGGCACAGCUUAUACUUACUUCACGAGCGGCGAUGCUCGUCAAGCUCGUGCACUGGUUGCCGUUCUCCGGGAAACGGGACAGAACCCUCCAGCCAGACUGAACGACAUGGCCAAGAACAACAAUAAUAACUCUAGCCGUAACCGUUGGCAACAACGCAAAGAAAAUAACAGUGGUGCGAGCUCACCGCGUCAAAAGAGUAACCAGUGGAACAACAAGAUGGCUACUAUGGGCAAUGAAGAUAACCAAAACAACUCUUAUCAAAACCGUAACCCUAAUCAACAGGCUCCUCGAUUCUCCAAUCAGAAUCAAAACAAUAACCAGGGUUAUAGGCAAAACAACUAUCAACAAAAACAAGUGCCUUUCCCCAGUCCAAAUGUUUUUGAGUCCAUGGGAAACUACCAAGGCGGUUAUAACAAUGGAUAUCAAAAUGCGUACAACAAUCAAAAUGGCUAUGGGCAACAACGUCAACAAUACAACACAGAUGGUCGCAAUGGCGGGCAGCAGUACCAUCGCAAUACUAACUCAGUUGGCAACAAAUCUGCAGGAUCUGGAUCUUCAUACGGCUCCCCGCCUCCUCACUUUGCUACACCACCGCAUUACCCUCAAAUGCACCCACACCACCAGGAAAUGCUUGGAGGCAAGUUUUACGGCGGUGGCGUUGGCGGCGGCGGCCCGUGCGGCUAUCAGGCAGCGGUGGGAGCGGGUGUACCCUACGCGCACCUGCCUCCCGGCCCGCUGCUUUACGCCGCGCCUGUUCAACAGUAAACGAAUUGAUUCACUUCAUCUAUGUUAGAAUACGAUCGCGUUCCGCUUUCCCCGAGUUUUUAUUAUUUUGUGUCGAUGCCCCUGGUAAUCCUAUGUGAGGUCGUUGUUUAACUCCCCAUCUGUGGUUCAUCCCCAAUGAAAAUUCGUACUCGAAUAUUCCUUUGCACGGUUUUGAACAUUCGCGUUGUUUUUGCAAGAACUGGAUACUAAUAGAAAUAAAACUUUAAAACAGCGCUUUUAGCAUUCUAUUGAAGUUUUAUUUUCAAACUAUUAGAUUAUUAAGUUGACAAGGAAUUUCUUGCAUACGUCAAAUACAUAUUUGUAUUAGUGAUACUUUCAAAUAUUCGUAUUUGAAUUCGUAUUCGCGAAUGUUAAAAAUCAUAACUCUUUAAAUAUAGAAAUUAUUGUUGUACUUAGUGUCAAUACUUGAAUUUAUUUGUGCUCUCAAGGAGGGGCGAGGUUGUUUUUAAUGUUCUUUUUAAUAUAUUAGAAUAAUUUUUUUUUAGAUCUGAAUGAAAGCUUGCAAACAUUAAAUUAUAUUUGAUAAGUGAAUGUUGUCUUCUCUUUAUUUUGACAAGGAAGAGAACCGCUACUUUUAUGAGCGUAACCUGUGCAACUUUUUCGCAAUUCUAAAUGCUUUGUGGAUUUAUCUUUCAGAUCGAUUUUAUAAAUGUAUGGUUAAAAUAAGUGUGUUAGAUUUAAGUCUGGUUUAUUAACUGUUGACCACUAACUAGUAUUUACAAUAAUUUAUUACUAGAAUCUUAUUCAAAAUUACUUAUAUCGUGCUAAUGAAUCAUUAUUGUUCGUGGUUCUUCAUGUCGCAAUUUUAUAAGUCCUUUAAUAUAAGGUAAUAUUUCAAAAUUUGAAGUGCAUUUCAAAUUGUACUAUUUGAAGAGAAAAUGUUGUCUCCAGGUUUUCACUAAUAGUUAAUAUAUCAAGUUAUUUAUAUAAAAAUAAUUCACACUGUGAAGACAUUGAAAAAAUAUUUUUGGGUCAAAUGAUAAAUAAUGUUAGACAAAAUGUAAAUAUGGUCAACAGCGAAUGAUCCAUUUGCUGGAAUAUUUGGAUUCCAUCUGUAGAUGUUAAUCACUAUAAUUAUUGUUAGAGUAGUCGGUGUGGUACCCUGUUGUGUAAUCCUGGGUGCCUUUCGUUUAAAAUGUCUGUAUGAUGUACGAAAUGCACGAAACAUAUAGAAGAUGAGUAAAAUGUAAGGGGGUGGAAUUCAAGGGGCGGAUAUAAAAACUGAUAUUUUAUAUAGAUUAUUUUUAUUGUUAAUGAUGAUCUUAUCCAGUGAACGUGUGCGGGACAACUUAGUAUAAGAAAAUUAAAGAUGCUUUUGAUAUACUUUAAAACAAUCUGUAUUGCCAGAUAAAAUUGUGAAUAUUUUUCUUUUUGUGAUGAUGACAUUUCGGGUCAUGAUUUUGAGGUUAUAUAUUUUUAUUAUUCAUUAUUAGAUCUUGUAUUACGCCUAGAAAUAUUAGUCUGUAACCGGAGGACUAUAAUAAUACAUAGCUGGAUUUCCGAUGCUACAUUGAUAGUAUAUUUCCCUCAAAAAUUACGAAAGUAUGUAAAUACGUGCAUUUAACGUAGGAGCAUUAGUAUUUUUGAAUGUUUCAAAAUAAUCGAACAAUGGUUAUUUUCAUUUUAGCAACAUAAGUGAUUACUUCAUAAUUGAUUUUCGAUUAUUUUUAUAUAAUGUAAAUUUCACAUAAUUCUAGUUAAUUACUGGAGUUUCUUUGUACGUAAAGGGGUUCUAAGGGCUAGGUGGGAGAGUCGAUUGGUACAAAAUAACAAUUUUUAAAGCAGGUAUUUUGUUUUAGAAGCCCAUUACUGUCCAAAGAGUAAAAAUCUGUGAUAUUUCAUUACUAUAACCUGUCGUUGCGUUGGUCAAUUGUUAAUACAUAAGAGCACUUCUCCCUGUGGAAAGUGUAACUAGACAAAAAUAUAUUUUUUGACUAUUUGAGCGAAUUACAUGUAUGUUUGUGACAACAAAGCUUGCAAGUGGUUCACAAAUAUAAUAUUAUAUUAUGAUAGGUGUAAGAAUAUUUUAUUGUUAUUCAAUUUAGUUUUCCGUUUACCGCUUGGUGACAAAAUGUACCAGUUCAAAGGGGACGUAAUAGUUAUUAUCUAGGAAUCCCGAUAUAUAACUGCAUAUUAAAGAUACGAAGUAUUAAUUACACACGGGUCUAAAUAGAUUCAAGGGGUGAACAACUUAAUUGUGGGUCUCGCGUUUAAAACGCAUUUACGAUGCGAGAUUUACAUGCUGUUUGUGUACAUUAUAAGAGAAAGACUGCAAUGAAGAAUGUGUAUGUGCAUAUAUUCAUCUAAAAGAUGUUUAACCUAUGUGCUAGCCCAUCCACCUCGUCCUCGGCGAUCUCAGGGGUAUACAGGUGCAGAGUUAGUUAGCACUAGACAGACGCCGGCGGCAACGGGUGGGCUGGGGCCCAUGGGUCGGCAAUGUGUCGAGUAUGGUCGCGGAUUGCAGGUAGCUCCUGUUUUAUGUACAAAGUACUGCACCCACCUCUACUAAACAACUGUGAUAAUAACACUAAGUAGCGUAGCAGGCGAUUUAUAUAUACUAGUUACGUCCAAGAGAAGGAAUGACAUCAUAUCUGACAUAUUGUAUUGUGAUAAUAAAUGAAUAUAUCGAGACGUGUACAAUUUCAGCACGUGUUGAUGAAACUUUUUCUCUAAACAAGACUGAUUAUAAUUAUUUCUAAUUGAAUAUUUUAUACAUGUUUCACUUUGACUGAAUGAAUUAAGAUGUCUGUAUUUAUAUUGGUAGUAUUCUUGUGCUGUGUGUUUUCUCCAAAAUUUAUUAUUCACUAUGUUGGAUAUGUGUCAAAGCGCCUUUCUAUGCGGUCACCUAAUUGAAAAUGAUAUUCGACUCCUAAAAUAGGUUGAUUUCCACUUUUCUUUAUUGUGAUGUGGCAGCGACAGUAUAAGAACUAACGUUAUAAAAUGUAUGUUAUUAUUUGUUGUUUUUUUUUUUUGCAAAAUUUUAUUUAUUCAACCAGAUUAUCUCAUAGACAAUCGUAGUUUCAUGCUUUACUGUGUACUAUUUAAGGAUUUAUUUUCUAAAAUUGUAGGUUUGUGAAAAAUAUACAUAGAUUUUUAAGUAUGUGGCAAUGCAGAUCUUCAUAAAUAUUGAUUCUAUAACAAAGUACAUAGUUCAUAUUUAUUCAAUUUAUAAGGUAAAAUAAUUGGAGAGAGACUCCGUUUUAAACUGUCCCAAAGGGAAGUCUUCUGAAUGUUUCUGAAAAGUGCAUUUCUUCAAUGUAAUACAGUAUUAAAUUCCGAUAAUUAAAUUGAUGUAUGAAAA